Manduca sexta (tobacco hornworm) is the source of this 1040-nucleotide messenger RNA. Its product is annotated as transmembrane protein 70 homolog, mitochondrial. The transcript is spliced from 2 exons. NCBI's taxonomy places the organism in Eukaryota, Metazoa, Arthropoda, Insecta, Lepidoptera, Sphingidae. Gene Ontology annotation, cellular component: mitochondrial membrane. Gene Ontology annotation, biological process: mitochondrial proton-transporting ATP synthase complex assembly. The record is from RefSeq and is a predicted model, not a curated record. The coding region runs from base 539 to 961 and encodes 140 amino acids.
ACUUUACAGCCUUCAUGGCCACGACGGAGACUGAUAUAAUUCCAGUGGACAUGAAUAUAAUUACUAUUUAACAAUAUAUCUCUAGACAUUUUAUAAUAAAAAUACAUUCCAUUUCACAGUCUUGUUAAUUUAAAUUUAUUUGCAACUCGAUACGACGAUAUCUCAUUUCACUCGAAUAUGACAAAUGAUGACAAACGUCAAUUGGUAACAUAAAUGUCAAUGUCGGCAAUAGAAUAAGGAUUGGUUUUAAUAUUUUGGAUUCCCUGUAAAAUAAAAACAUUAUCUUAGAUAUAUGUGAUCAAAAUGCUACGCCUCUGCAUACGAACUUGUGUUUUACCACUCCCGGCCACUUAUCCAACCUAACAUCUGUAUACAAAAUGCGUCAAACUUAAAAUGUGCGAGUGCUCUUCACAACAUAAUCGCUAGAAACUAUGCUAUAAAAUUGACAGAACCUCAGGAUGAUAAAUUAGAAAAAGUGUACUACGGGCCGUUAACACCGCAGAUAAAGAGUGUAAAAGUGUUUUCACUAAGCUCCAGUAUGGCAGGCUUGAUGGCCCAACCUAUAAUAAUAAGAGAAGCGGCAAAUAUUGGAAGCACCUCUAUUCUCAUAGCGCUCUGCUCCGUUGUGGGAUUCUUCACGUUUAUCACGCCUAUACUAUUGCAUUUAGUUACGAAAAAAUAUGUGACGGAAAUACAGUAUGAUCCGACCACAUCCACAUACAGAGCCACAACAAUAAAUUUCUUCUUAGCUAAAAAACUGCAUGAAUUCCAGGCAAAAGAUGUGCAUGUACCUGAUGUCCCAGGCAUGUUCACCACUAUGCAUGCGAAAGGAGUUCCACUCUUCAUCGAGGCAAGGCACUUCAACGAUCCAUUACACUAUGCAAAGAUUAUGGGGUACGACAAACCAAUGGAUUUCAAGUUGGGAGAUACGGACAGUAAAGAUAAUACGGAAAGUAAAUAGUGUGUAAGUGUUAUUUAUUGUUAAUUAUUACUAUGUGAUUGUUAUUGAAAUAAAUAAUUUGUUUUUAGUGCCUAAUGUA